Molecule: messenger RNA, 882 nt
Organism: Closterium sp. Yama58-4
Lineage: Eukaryota; Viridiplantae; Streptophyta; Zygnematophyceae; Desmidiales; Closteriaceae
Source: the annotation of a GenBank genome assembly
AUGGAGGUCCUGAUUCGCCGAGCGGAUCUAGACGCGAAGGCCGUGGGUGCCGAUCCGGAGCAGCAGCUACCGCCAUUGGUGUUUAUCCAUGGCAGUUACCACGCGGCGUGGUGCUGGGCUGAUAAGUGGAUGCCGUAUUUGUCGGCGCUGGGAUUCGACUGCUUCGCUAUAAGCAUCCUCGGUCAGGGUGGCAGCGACGUGCCGAACGCUCCUGUGGCUGGGACCAUUCAGUCCCACGCUGCUGACGUGUCAAACGUUAUCCGCCAGGUCGUUGGCCGGCCACCAGUCCUAGUUGGACAUUCUUUCGGCGGGCUGAUUGUUCAGGCGUAUCUUGCUGACGUGGCAAAGGAUUGGGAGAGCAGCAAGGAUGACGGAGUCCCAUUCACCCCUCUAACGGGGGCUGUCCUCGCCUGCUCUGUGCCGCCCACUGGCAACAUGGAGCUAGUGAAGCGCUACAUGCGCACAGACCUCAUCCUGUCCAUCAAGAUCACCCUCAGCCUCGCCUUUAAGCUCUUCCGCUCAUCGCUCGCCCUCUGCCGCGACUCAUUCUUCUCCCCCGCCCUCCCCGAGCCCGAAGUCAAGCGCUACCAGGCUCUUCUCUCCGACAGCAGCAAGCUGCCCCUGUUCGACCUCAGGCUGCUGAACGCGUCCCUCCCCGUGGCCAAGCCUCCAGCAUACUGCCCGCCUGUCAUGGUGCUGGGUGCUGCUGAUGACGUCAUUGUGGACGAUCAGGGCGUGAAGGAAACAGCUGAGUUCUUCAACACGCAAGCAGUGGUGCUGCCAGGCAUGCCGCAUGACAUCAUGCUGGACCUGGGCUGGAAGGAUGCUGCUGAUACCAUGCUGCAGUGGCUCGCAACCCAUGGAGCCAUCCCGAAGCAAUGA